Messenger RNA from Mycotypha africana, 564 nucleotides. RefSeq lists its product as uncharacterized. NCBI's taxonomy places the organism in Eukaryota, Fungi, Mucoromycota, Mucoromycetes, Mucorales, Mycotyphaceae. The coding region runs from base 120 to 374 and encodes 84 amino acids. The record is from RefSeq and is a predicted model, not a curated record. The transcript has a single exon.
UUCUUUUUUUUUUUUUUUUAUGCUAGUUGAUCUUACUCCUAGCCUUUUCAAACGCGUCGUUGGUAAUCUUGACAAGGGUGUUGGAAAGAUUCACUGGAAGGUUAUCUAAAUCAGUUUUUAUGCUUAAUGCAUACCAGCCGGUCUGUAGCGUUCUCUGUAUUUUUUUUACCUUUUUGGCAAAAGGCCCUUAUGAUCUCUUAUUGUUCUGCCAUAUAAAAUACCCCCCUUGUAUAUCCUCUCUAUCCGAACCAGGUUCUAGAGUUGAUUCUCUGUCCGCUACCUCACUACCAUUCAUUCAUCCAUAUUUUAUCCUUCCUUUCCUUAUCCCCCAUGCCGCUCGUUAUUGUGAAUGUUAUAAUAAAAGACCUGUAUAGCUUUUUCUAAAAUUGGUGUCUCCCUGUGAAGCACCAAAAAACACCCUCUUGUUAGAUGUCAUGCUUGGUCAUCGUUGGCUAUAGAAUUGUGAUAACUAUAUCCCAUGAUACCGUUAUGAACGAGCUGUUUUUUAUCAUACAAAGGGAAUGAACCGUUACGAAAUUAACAAAUGCAACCAUUGCAGUAUUG